Limanda limanda (common dab) is the source of this 561-nucleotide messenger RNA. RefSeq names its product stathmin-4-like. Bases 52 to 561 code for a protein of 169 amino acids. Gene Ontology annotation, cellular component: neuron projection; cytoplasm. NCBI's taxonomy places the organism in Eukaryota, Metazoa, Chordata, Actinopteri, Pleuronectiformes, Pleuronectidae. The transcript has 6 exons. The record is from RefSeq and is a predicted model, not a curated record. Gene Ontology annotation, biological process: microtubule depolymerization; neuron projection development; regulation of microtubule polymerization or depolymerization. Gene Ontology annotation, molecular function: tubulin binding.
AGGACGUGACUCUACCUCACCACAGUGUCUUUGACUGGAACCCGCAGCACCAUGACUCUAGCAGCAUACAGAGAGAAGAUGCGAGAGCUCCCCCUGGUGUCUCUCUUCUGCUCCUGCAUCCUUCCUCGGCACAGAGACGCCACAGUUGAAAAGAAGGAAGCCGGCGUGGUGGACUUGAACCUGUGCAACAUCCGGCACAUGGAGGUGAUCGAGCUGAGCAAGCGGGCGAGCGGCCAGGCCUUCGAGGUCAUCCUGAAGCCGCCCACCUUCGACGGCGGCCCCGAGCUCAGGGCGACCACGCCUCCUCGCCAGAAGCCAUCGCUGGAGGAGAUUCAGAAGAAACUGGACGCCGCCCAGGAGAGAAGAAAGUGUCAUGAGGCGGAGCUGCUGAAACAUCUGGCCGAGAGGAGGGAGCACGAGCGGGAAGUGGCUCAGAAAGCUCUGACCAAAGAGCGGCAGGAGCAUCGGGCCGAAGCGAACAAGCAGCAGCGGCUGAUGCACCUGAGCGCCUCACAGGAGCGGCUGCAGGAGGAGGACAAGCACAGUGUGGAGGUGUCUUGA